This is a messenger RNA of Gastrolobium bilobum, 1372 nucleotides long. Its product is annotated as probable polygalacturonase At1g80170. NCBI's taxonomy places the organism in Eukaryota, Viridiplantae, Streptophyta, Magnoliopsida, Fabales, Fabaceae. Gene Ontology annotation, biological process: carbohydrate metabolic process. Bases 21 to 1364 code for a protein of 447 amino acids. The transcript has 9 exons. The record is from RefSeq and is a predicted model, not a curated record. Gene Ontology annotation, molecular function: polygalacturonase activity.
UGGUCUGAAUCUGACAGAAAAUGAAGAACCUCGUAUAUUGUUCAUCUUCAACAUUUGUCAUUAUCUUCAUUCAUGUAAAUAUACUUGUAAGUCCAUAUCUCCCUCAUGCAGAAGGUUUUGACUCUGUUAUUCAGCUCUCACAUUCAGGGUUGAGCAAAACCCGAACCAGAUCUAAACGGGUUCUUUCUGUUUGUGAUUAUGGUGCUAAAGGGGAUGGCCUUCAUAAUGACACCCAGGCCUUCUUAGAAGCUUGGAAUAUCGCUUGUUCUCUCUCUGGGUCUAUAAAGGUUGUUUUUCCAUAUGGGAAAACUUUUCUUAUACAUCCAACUGACAUAGGUGGGCCUUGUCGAUCUAAGAUCACUUUGAUGAUCUCUGGUACAAUAGUUGCACCUCAAGAUCCUGCAGUUUGGGAUGGUUUAAAUCAGCGCAAAUGGCUUUACUUCCAUGGGGUGAAACACCUUGCUGUAGAUGGUGGAGGGAGGAUCAAUGGAAUGGGACAGGAAUGGUGGGCCAGAUCUUGCAAGAUCAACCGCACAAAUCCAUGUCAUCCUGCUCCAACGGCCCUGACUUUUCAUAGAUGCAAGAAUCUGAAAGUCAGAAACCUUAUGCUGCUAAAUAGCCAACAAAUGCACAUGGCAUUCAAUAGCUGUAUGCGGGUUGUUGCAUCCAAUCUCAAGGUAUUAGCACCUGCGUUCAGCCCUAAUACUGAUGGAAUCCACGUCAGUGCUGCAAAGAGGGUUGAGAUCACGGAUAGUGUAAUUAGAACAGGUGAUGACUGCAUCUCAAUAGUAAGAAAUUCUUCGCGGGUCCAGAUCAGAAACAUUACUUGUGGUCCAGGCCAUGGCAUAAGCAUUGGUAGCUUGGGAAAAUCGAAGGCAUGGGAGAAGGUGGAAAACAUAAAUGUUAAUGGAGCUUACCUUUACAACACUGAUAAUGGGGUGAGAAUCAAAACAUGGCAGGGCGGGCAUGGUUUUGCCUCCAAGAUCACAUUCCAGAAUAUCUUGAUGGAAAAUGUGUCCAAUCCAAUAAUAAUAGAUCAAUACUACUGUGAUUCACGACAUCCAUGUGAGAAUCAGACUUCGGCUGUGAAAUUGGGGAACAUAUCUUUCAUUGAUAUUGAAGGAACUUCAGCCACCGAAGAAGCAAUUAAAUUUGCUUGCAGUGAUGCUUUACCAUGUGAACGAUUAUAUCUGGAAAAUAUUUAUCUUGCAUCAAUGUUCGGAGGAAUCACAAGAUCUUCUUGCUGGCAAGCCCAUGGUUCUAGUCGGGGUAUGGUGUAUCCUCCUGCCUGUUUUUCAAGCAGUAAUGAUUUCAUUAGACAGAAUGUCUGGUUAGAGUCAAACCCUGCUAUUCAUUCCGUCUGAACAAGGUA